Oreochromis niloticus (Nile tilapia) is the source of this 2349-nucleotide messenger RNA. RefSeq names its product solute carrier family 25 member 14 (gene slc25a14). The transcript is spliced from 9 exons. Lineage: Eukaryota; Metazoa; Chordata; Actinopteri; Cichliformes; Cichlidae. The record is from RefSeq and is a predicted model, not a curated record. Gene Ontology annotation, biological process: transmembrane transport. Bases 197 to 1057 code for a protein of 286 amino acids.
UUCUGCCCCAGUUGGCGCUAGGCUAGGGUAAAUGGGAAGCUAACGAAAGGUGAGAAGUUUUCCGCCGGCAUUUUAUUAAAGUCAGUGCAUAGUUAUUCUUUGACACAUGGGAAACCAAGCUGCAUAGAAGGUCGAGGACUUUAUCUACAGCACAGCGGGGCUGCAGCAGGUGGAAGCAGCAGCCGCCGCCACGGAGAUGGCCAACUUGAACUGGAAGCCGUUUAUCUACGGAGGGAUGGCCUCGAUUGUCGCAGAAUUCGGCACAUUUCCCAUUGACCUUACUAAGACCAGACUACAGGUCCAAGGUCAGUCUCAGUACACAGAGGUGCGCUACAGAGGCAUGUUCCAUGCCCUGUUCAGGAUCGGGAAGGAGGAGGGCAUUCGGGCACUCUACUCUGGAAUUUCCCCGGCUCUUUUGAGACAGGCUUCUUAUGGGACAAUCAAGAUAGGAACCUACAAUUCUCUGAAGAGGCUAUUUGUCAGUCAGCCAGAAGAUGAGACGAUGGUCAUCAACGUCUUCUGCGGUGUCGUGUCUGGAGUCCUGUCGUCCUCUUUGGCCAACCCUACAGAUGUUCUCAAGAUCAGAAUGCAGGCACAGGGCAGCCUGCUCCAAGGCAGCAUGAUGUCCAACUUCAUCAACAUCUACCAGACAGAAGGCACCAGAGGACUGUGGAGAGGUGUCAUCCCCACAGCACAGCGAGCAGCUAUUGUUGUCGGAGUGGAACUUCCUGUCUAUGACAUAACAAAGAAGCACCUCCUUCGCUCUGGCCUCAUGGGAGACACUAUUUUAGCACAUUUCAUUUCAAGUUUUGCAUGUGGCUUGGCGGGGGCACUGGCCUCCAAUCCUGUAGAUGUGGUCAGAACUCGAAUGAUGAACCAGCGAGUUUUGUCUGGAAACCCCAUUUACAAAGGAACAUUGGAUGGACUGAUGCAGACAUGGAAGAAUGAAGGCUUCUUUGCUCUCUACAAGGGAUUUUGGCCUAACUGGCUACGACUGGGACCUUGGAACAUCAUUUUCUUCAUCACCUUUGAGCAGCUGAAGAAGCUCCCAUUUUAACAAGAGCCGGUAGUGGGACUGUGUGGGUCGGUUGGACUGUGUCAGAGAUAAGUGGGGCAUGAGCAUGGCAGCACCAGGAGAUUUGGCAAAUCUAUAUUCACACUCCCUUUGAACAAAAACCAGUUUCAUUUCAAGUCUUUUUUUAAAUUUUUUUAAGUUUUAUUUAUUGUCACUGAUUCUGUUUUAAAGCCUGCUGUGGUUAAUGAUUUCGCUCACCAUUUCACACUCCUCAGGCAGCUAAAUAUGUAGUUCUAGCAAAAGAGGGAAAGCUUAGAGGACAAUGUGUUUUGUUUUGUUUUUCUCAGCUGAUGAGAAACAGAUUAGUGUGAAUUGCAUGACUGGAUUUUUAAACUUGGGUUUUCUGAGAAUAGAGUGCACAUUUCUAAUUAUUUGCUCAGGAUUCUUAGACACAGCUGAUGCACAUACAGAGGAAAAAGGGUGGUAGAUUUUAAAACGACUGUGUCGAAAGCUUUGUUUUAGGGGAAAGAUGGCGCAUGAAAUUUGCUCAGAAAAUCUCAUUUUAACUGCCAGUGAGGAAUGGCAUGAAUGAGUGGUACACGUGACAAAGUGACUGUUACUGGUAGUCACAGUAAUAAGAGAGAUGAAGGUACAACAGAGUUGACACUGAAACAGAGAGAUGGUGGCUCUUCCAGUGAGUUGUCUCUGUGGAGUUUGGUGGAAAAUAACCCAACACAUUGACUUUUUUUUGGUCAUCUAAAGGUUUUUGCUAUUCAUUUGUUCUGUUCUGUUGUUUUACAGUGAGAAAUCUGAACCAUCUGAGCCUGUGAAGAGUAAAUUGCACACAUCAGCUCUUAUUAAGAAAUACUUGAUUCAAAGCAGCAGCCAAUCCUUAACAAAAGGUUUGUUUUGUUUAUGUUUCAGUUCUGUUCACAUCCAUCUGAAUCAGUAUUAGGAUGUAGUCGGUGGUGAGCAGAGCUUGCUGCCACACCAACAAGAGAACAAUCAGUACAUAGUGUAAAUGUAUGUACAGACACAUUCACUAACAGAGGUGGAUGUAUUUUACCUGAAGCAUGUUCCUGUACAUACAAGGCCUUAUUGCGCUAUCUUUCCUCUUUUAACCUCAGUUCCUGUGCCAAAUUGCGUCCCGUCCCCAACUUGCACUUGGUCUUUGUAAUAAGUCACUGUAGUUGAUGUAGAUUACUCGGUGACAUGUGUACAUUUGUAAAUCACAUUCUCUGAACUCCACCCAUGCAAAACAGACCAGACAUAUUUACAUUUAUUUUUAACUGCGUGUUUAAAUUUUAUUUCAAAUAAACAAAUUUUUUCCCUCA